Messenger RNA from Lemur catta (Ring-tailed lemur), 386 nucleotides. Its product is annotated as 40S ribosomal protein S12-like. Gene Ontology annotation, cellular component: ribosome; cytosolic small ribosomal subunit. The record is from RefSeq and is a predicted model, not a curated record. Lineage: Eukaryota; Metazoa; Chordata; Mammalia; Primates; Lemuridae. The coding region runs from base 24 to 386 and encodes 120 amino acids. Gene Ontology annotation, molecular function: structural constituent of ribosome. The transcript has a single exon. Gene Ontology annotation, biological process: translation.
CAAGGCAUUCCUGCUGGAGUGUAAUGGUCGUUGAUACUGUUUUACAAGAGGUGCUGAAUACUGCCCUCAUCCACAAUGGCCUUGCACAUGGAAUUCACAAAGCUGCCAAAGCCUUAGAUAAGCACCAAGCCUAUCUUUGUGCGCUUGCGUCCAACUGUGAUGAGCCUAUGUUUGUUGAGUUGGUGGAGGCCCUUUGUGCUGAACACCAGAUCAACCUAAUUAAGGUUGAUGACAACAAGAUACUAGGGGAAUGGGUAGGCCUUUGUAAAACUGACAGAGAAGGGAAACCCCGUGAGGUGGUUGGUAGUUGUGUAGUAGUUAAGGACUAUGGCAAAGAAUUGCAGGCCGAGGAGAUCAUCGAAGAGUACUUCACAUGCAAGAAGUGA